Molecule: messenger RNA, 638 nt
Organism: Gossypium arboreum
Lineage: Eukaryota; Viridiplantae; Streptophyta; Magnoliopsida; Malvales; Malvaceae
Exons: 2
Coding region: 18-485 (155 amino acids)
Source: RefSeq, a predicted model, not a curated record
UUUUAAGUCUGAGUUGUAUGCAGAAAAACAGUUAUGCAAAGUAUACAGAUAAUUCAAAAUCCUCUUCUCUUCUCCGUUCUUCUUCUCUUCAAAUUUUCUUCUUCUUCGUUCUCUCUACUUCUUUUCUUAGAUUUCUUUUACUUCAAUUUACGGAACGUAACAUCCCCUUCACGCUUCCACUUCGACGAAGCAAAAGGAAUCCACGGCAUUUGAACGGCCGUACAGAGGAGCGGGGAGAGGCGCGUGUGAAAGAGGCUGUACGGGGAAACCGCUUGCUGGAUCCCGAACCCUGGCACUGUUCUGGCAUGCUCCUAAAGCUUCUGGUGCUCUUGGCUGCUGAGAUUCCUUUCGGGUUUGGGCUAUUCGGGCUAGGGAUUUUGGGUUAUAGCUCUCUUGGACUAUGUAAUUGGGUUAGGUCUAUAUUAAAGGGUUUGGGUUUAAGUUAUUUUGGCCCAAAUAUUUGUAACCGGACACUGAACUUCUAAAUUUGGAUUCUUUAUUUGUGUGUUUUUUUCUUAAUUUACCUGGACUUAUUUGUUUGGCUUAUUUUAAUACUUUAAAUAUACCCGGGCAAAUUAGGUUAACUACAAUAUACACAAUAGAUUUGAAUAGAAAUAUAUAUAAAUGUAUUUAAAAGA